This is a messenger RNA of Megalops cyprinoides (Indo-Pacific tarpon), 2262 nucleotides long. RefSeq names its product guanylate-binding protein 1-like. The record is from RefSeq and is a predicted model, not a curated record. Gene Ontology annotation, molecular function: GTPase activity; GTP binding. NCBI's taxonomy places the organism in Eukaryota, Metazoa, Chordata, Actinopteri, Elopiformes, Megalopidae. The transcript has 10 exons. The coding region runs from base 4 to 1764 and encodes 586 amino acids.
CCAAUGGCAAUGGACAAGCCUGUCUGUCUGAUUGAGAACACGAGCCAGGAUGAAUUGCAGGUGAACCAGGAGGCCCUGAACAUCUUGAGCUCCAUCAAGCAGCCUGUGGUGGUGGUGGCCAUUGUGGGCAUGUACCGCACUGGCAAGUCUUACCUGAUGAACAGACUGACUGGGAAACGCACAGGGUUCUCUCUGGGCUCCACCAUCCAGUCUGAGACAAAGGGCAUCUGGAUGUGGUGUGUGCCUCACCCCUGCAAAAACAAUUGCACACUGGUUCUGCUGGACACUGAGGGCCUGGGGGAUGUGGAGAAGGGAGACCAGACCCAUGAUACUUGGAUCUUUGCACUGGCUGUCCUAUUGAGCAGCACCUUUGUCUACAACAGCAUGGGCACCAUCAACAACGAGGCUGUGAUGAGUCUGCACUACGUGACGGAGCUGACAGAGCACAUCAAGGUGAAGUCCAGCAGGGAGAAGGAGGAGGAGACGUCCUCUGAGUAUGUGCGCUUCUUCCCCUCCUUCGUGUGGGCCGUGAGAGACUUCACCCUGGAGCUGGAGCUGAACGGGAGGACCAUCACAGCUGAUGAGUACCUGGAGAACUCGCUUAAGCUCUUGAAAGGUCACUCAAAACAAAUUGCGUUCAGCAAUGCGCCCCGCGAAUGCAUCCGGAGUUACUUCCCCAGUCGGAAGUGCUUUGUGUUUGACCAGCCUGCUCCUAAAGAAAAACUGAAGGUGAUAGAGCAGCUGAGUGAUGCUGAUCUGGAACCUGCAUUUGUCAAACAAACGUCUGACUUCUGCAAUUACAUUUUCAACCACUCCAAGGAGAAAACCAUCACAGGGGGAUUCACAGUCACCGGAACCAUGCUGGGCAACCUGGCAGUGACAUAUGCGGACGCAAUUCGAAGUGGGCAGGUUCCGUGUCUGGAGAACGCAGUGCUGGCACUGUCACAGAUCGAGAACUCUGCUGCAGUUGAGAAGUCACACGCCCUCUACAGGCAGCUGCUGGGAGAGCGAGUGAAGCUGCCCACUGAGACACAGGAGGAGCUCUCCAGUGUUCAUGAGGGCUGCCUGAAGGAGGCGCUGCAGCUGUUCAUGGCCCGCUCCUUCAAGGACAAGGACCAGCUGUUCCAGAAAGACCUCAUGGAGCGUAUCAAGGAGGAGUAUGAUAGAAAGUGUCAGGAGAACGCAGAUCUCUCCAGGAAGCACUGCAUUACUCUGCUGCAGCAGCUGUGGGAGUCUCUGGACCAGGAGUCCUUCAUGAGGCCAGGAGGAUACGCUGACUACAGAGUCCAGGUGGACUCCAUCAUUCAGCAGUACAGAAAUGCACCUGGCAAAGGCAUACAGGCUGAAUAUGCUCUGGAGAUCUUCAUGAAGGACAAAAAUGACUUGGGCCUGUCCAUUCUAAAAGCAGACAAAAACCUCACAGAGCAGCAGAAGAAAUUAGAGGAGGAGAAAGCAAAUGCAGAGAUGGCGAGAUUUAAGGCAGAGGUGGCCAGGAAGGAGCAGGAGGAUAUGGCAAAAAGACUGGAAGACGCAGAGAAGGCCCACAGAGAGAAUGAACGGCAGCUGUUAGAGAAGAUGGAGAAGGACCAAAAAGCUGCCUUUGAGGAGCAUUCAAGAGUUCUCGACCAGAGGCUGAAGGAGCAGAAAGCCCUGAUGAUGGAGGGCUUUGAGUCAAAGGCCAGGCUCAUGGAGGCGCAGAUCCAGUCCCUGCGCUCAGAUCUUGCAGCAGCGAGGAGCGGUGGAGGAAUCUGUGUGCUCCUUUAAUUACUUCCUGCAGAGCAAAGGAAACGCUGCACUCUGAUAGUACAUCAGUAUGUCAAAGUUAAGUCUAUGUGAGUUUAAUGUAUGUUAUACAAAAUUAUUUUAGACUUUUAAAUUAUUCACACCAACUAUCAUUUUGUGCCACCAACAUCUGAGACUCAGAGUGUCCAAAUUAGCUGUUUGGAAAACAGCCCAAGUCAGUGACGCUUGCAAGGAUCAAUUUAUUAAAAUUUUAUUUCAUAGUCCAAACAAUCACUUUCCCUUGGUUUUCUGUUGUCAUACUGUUGAUCCAUCCACGGUAUCUUAUAUUGUUUUGUUUUUUUUCUGUGAGUGGUAUUUAGUUGGCUGGCAGUGUUUUUAAGGAAAGUCAGUCGGUGUUGGUCGUGCCACCAACCUUUGCACCACUUUAUAAAAUCAGUGUUAAGCUGCAAUAUUUAUGUAUUUAGACAUGUAUUCAAAUGACUAUGUACCCCUUUUUGGUAGAAUGACAGGCACGUGCUA